AUGACGGACUCGGCUGUGGUGGAUCACCUGGCACGACUGAAACUCAAACUCCUUGAAAAGAAACUAGAAAAUGAACAGGAAACUAUGGAGGAUUGUGAAUCUCCUGUUCCUGAAGCAAGGAAUUACAGAGGCCACGACUAUGCCUUACAAAGCGCACUGAGGCGAAGAAAAGACCUUCUGCAGCAACUCAGGGAACAAAAUCUUUUGCAAGAAUUCUCACGACCGCAUGACUCGCCAAGAAUCCAACGGAAGCACUACAGACAGGAACCAGAGUAUUACCAAGCUCCUGCUCCUGCUGCGGCUCCUGUCCCGCCACCUCCUCCUCCUCCACCACCACCGCCAGCACCGCCAAGGAUUAUCCAGCAAACAUUGCCUCAGCAGCCAGCCACCAUUAUUCAGCAGAUCCCUCAGCAUUCACCGCUCAUUACCCAGAUCCCGUCUCCACAACCUUUCCCAGCUCCCCGCUCUGGGAGCAUUAAGGAAGAUAUGGUGGAAAUGAUGCUGAUGCAAAACGCGCAGAUGCACCAGAUCAUUAUGCAGAACAUGAUGCUGAAAUCUUUGCCACCACCCGCAUAUUCACCAGCCAGCGGGCCUGGGGCUCCUCUGCUUCACCACGGACAGCCGGUUACUGCCCCUAUUGUGGUACGAACAGAGAAACCCCGACCGUCAACUGUACAUCAUCAUCACUAUACACCUGCAGGGGUGCCCGCUCUGCCCCCUCAGCUUGGCUUUCCCAUGUGGCCUUCAGUAAUGCCACCUGUUCUUGGCACACAACAAGGUGGUUUCCCGUCUGAUCCCUACCAUCUGUCCAUCCCAACUACCGCAACACACAC
Molecule: messenger RNA, 833 nt
Organism: Gekko japonicus
Lineage: Eukaryota; Metazoa; Chordata; Lepidosauria; Squamata; Gekkonidae
Product: chromosome unknown open reading frame, human C21orf58
Exons: 7
Source: RefSeq, a predicted model, not a curated record